Trematosphaeria pertusa is the source of this 3003-nucleotide messenger RNA. RefSeq names its product glycoside hydrolase family 3 protein. The record is from RefSeq and is a predicted model, not a curated record. Bases 223 to 2643 code for a protein of 806 amino acids. Lineage: Eukaryota; Fungi; Ascomycota; Dothideomycetes; Pleosporales; Trematosphaeriaceae. Gene Ontology annotation, biological process: glucan catabolic process. The transcript is spliced from 3 exons. Gene Ontology annotation, molecular function: beta-glucosidase activity.
AUCACGUUCUCUGACGCUCCUGGAGAGAGACUGGAAAUGCCUAAAGCCAGCAUUAUCUUAUUUUCAAUAGCCGCUUUCUUCAAGUCUAUCCUAUUCCCACACUCUCCUCGUGUGACAACACAUUCAGUUUCAUGGAUUUCGCCGUCGUACGAGAUGCGGGCAGAAUACAGAAGCUGACAUUCACAGAUCUCCCUACUAGCAGGAGCAGAUUUCUGGCGGACAAUGCCGAUUCCUAGCAAAGGCGUCCCCUCGAUCAAGACUACAGACGGGCCUAACGGAGCGCGAGGCGAGUUCUUCACUAACGGCACGCCCGCUGCAUUGUUCCCAUGCGGCAUCUCGAUGGCGUCAUCAUGGAACGUGGACUUGAUGGAGGAAAUCGGCCGGCAUCUUGGAGAGGAAACCAAAGCCCGCGGCGCUAACGUGCUGCUGGCGCCCACAGUUUGCAUGCACCGAUCUCCGCUUGGUGGCCGAAACUUCGAAUCCUACUCAGAGGACCCCUAUCUCACUGGAAAGCUGGCCGCAUCCUACAUCCGUGGACUGCAAAGCAAAGGCAUUGCUGCCACCAUCAAGCACUUCGUUGGGAAUGAGCAGGAGACGGAACGCCAGGCUUAUGAUGCCGUGAUCGCUGAGCGGCCCCUUAGAGAAAUCUACCUCAAGCCCUUUGAGAUUGCAGUCCGGGACUCUGCGCCCUGGGCAGUCAUGAGCUCCUACAACAUGGUCAAUGGCGUGCACGCUGACGAGUACAUCCACUCUCUCAAGGAUAUUUUGCGAGGAGAGUGGGGCUGGGAAGGAGCUGUGAUCUCUGACUGGACCGGAACGUACGCUACUGCUCCUUCUAUCAAAGCCGGAGUAGAUAUCGAAAUGCCAGGGCCGACGAAAUGGCGCAAGCCUGACCAGGUCUUGGAAGCUCUCGAGAAGGGCGAAAUCACGCGCGAGGAGAUUGAGCAAUCAGCAGGCAAUGUUCUUUACCUAGUGGACCGGACAAAAGGCCUAGAUGACCACUCCCCAGAAGCUGCCGAGAAGUCUAUCAACAACGUGGAAACCCAGAACUUGAUCCUCCAAACUGGGAUUGAGGGGCUAACUCUGUUGAAGAACGAGAACAAUGUCUUACCCAUCAAGAACGCUAAGAAGAUCGCCAUGAUCGGACCGAAUGUGAAGCGAGCUAUUGUGAGCGGUGGCGGUAGCGCUGGCCUGAACCCUUACUACAAGAUUAGCCCAUGGGAUGGUCUUCGAUCUCGCUUUGAUGGCGAACUCACCUUUGCGCAGGGUUGUGACAGCUCGAAAUGGUUGCCCCUAGCAUCGCCUUACUGCACCACACCGGACGGUCAGCCGGGCGUGCGGUUAGAGUACUAUCACGGCGACAGGUUCAAGGGCGACCCUGCUGUCAUCCAGCACAAAGUCAGCACAGAUCUUUGGCUAUGGGAUUCGGCACCGAAAGCCGUUCUCCCAGUCUACUCGUUCAAGGUGAAGGCUACCCUCACACCCAAGACAUCCGGAAACCACAUGUUUAGCUUCGCCUCAGUCGGACCUGGCAGGCUUUUCCUCAAUGGCGAGCUGUUCAUUGACAACUGGGACUGGACUGAAGAGGGAGAGGCUAUGUUCUCUGCUUCCGAGGAUGUGCUCAAGUCGAUCUACCUGGAGGAGGGCAAGCUUGUCGAUAUCCUCGUAGAGAGCACCAACGAGGUUCGACCGGCAUCUAAAGUUUCCAUUAUCGGCCGACGGCACGACUAUGGUGGCUGCCGUAUCGGCUACCAAGAAGAGGACAAGAUUGAUCGGCUGCAAGAAGCCGCUGACACGGCGAGGGAUGCCGAUGUUGCGGUUGUGGUCGUGGGUCUCGACGCUGAAUGGGAGUCGGAGGGCUACGACAGGCAGACCAUGGACCUUCCUAAGGAUGGCUCCCAGGAUAGACUCGUCGAAGCCGUUCUUGCCGCCAACCUGCGCACUAUUGUCGUGAACCAGUCCGGAACGCCUGUCAGCAUGCCGUGGGUCGACCAAGCCCCAGCGAUCCUGCAAGCAUGGUACCAGGGCCAAGAAGCUGGAAAUGCUCUUGCAGACGUCCUUCUCGGCAACACCAGCCCGAGCGGAAAGCUGCCAACAACGUUCCCCGUCCGUAUCGAGGACAACCCAUCAUAUCACAACUGGCCCGGGGAGAACCUGAAGACUAUUUACGGCGAGGGUAUCUACGUCGGGUACAGGCAUUAUGAGCGGAGCAAGAUUGCGCCGCUCUUCCCGUUCGGACACGGUCUGACGUACACGACAUUCGAGUACGGGACACCAAAGGCCAGCAGAAUGGUGCUGUCAGAAUCCGAAGGCAUUACAGUGACCAUUCCCGUCACUAACACCGGCUCGGUAGCUGCGCAUGAGAUCGUACAGGCAUACGUCAAGGAUGUGAGAUCCGCCCUCCCGCGACCAGAGAAGGAGCUCCAAGCAUUCGGCAAGGUGCUACUACAACCUGGAGAGACUAAGGACGUGACGCUGAAGCUGGACAAGUACUCAGUAGGGUACUUCGAUACAUCAUUGGGGCAGUCGGGUGCUUGGAUCGCGGAGGAGGGCGCGUUCGACGUGCUCAUCGGAGCGAGCUGUGCGGAUAUCAGGGCGAAGCUUAGCUUCGAGGUGAAGGAGUCAUUUACAUGGAUCUUCUAAAACUAAGGCAUCUGCUGGAGCAUGCAUGCUCCGGGAGAGCAAUUCUUGGGAAGAAGGCGUUGGGAGUUCCAUCGGAGGCGCCCGCCUGCUUAGGGUUCGGUUCUUUAGCGCUGCUUGGAUUCAUUCGUCGCGGAAAGAGUCCGCAAUACAUUCCUUAACACACUGACUCGGGCCUGCCAUGUGUGAGCUCUGAGCUCACUCGCCGGAAACAUAGAACUCCCUUUGGAUGACUAAUUGAGAGAAGCUGUCGAGCCGAGUAUUCUGCGUAGAGCUAGUUCAUGUUCAACAACACAAGUGCGCUAUCGGAACAGCAACUAUUAAGCGCCCACCUAGAUAGAGGCGCAGACACGUGAUGUGAAU